Molecule: messenger RNA, 4516 nt
Organism: Athalia rosae (coleseed sawfly)
Lineage: Eukaryota; Metazoa; Arthropoda; Insecta; Hymenoptera; Athaliidae
Gene: Rgk3
Product: GTP-binding protein RAD
Exons: 7
Coding region: 702-2036 (444 amino acids)
Cellular component (GO): plasma membrane
Molecular function (GO): calcium channel regulator activity; GTP binding; GTPase activity
Source: RefSeq, a predicted model, not a curated record
UCGUUCGUUGGUUUAGUAUGUCGCGAAAGCUAACGCGGUAUCCAUCGUGGAGUGGCGAUAGCAGUACGAUAAAUAAUUAAAUAAAAAUCCACGAAAUGUGAAAAUUAAUUUUGACUUAUUUACUGUUCAAAAAAUCCAGUGAACCGCAAAUGUGACACGGUUUGUUUCCGAGCAAUAAAAAAUUUCACCUUGUUUUUAAACUUUAACUUAGCCCGCCCUCACGUUCGUCAAAGUUAAUCAAAGUAUUUAGAUAUGAAGGUUUUAAAAGAAAUUUGACAAAUUUUUUGUCAAUCCUAUUGUCAGACCACCUUUACAGCCAGUCAUCUCAAGUCCAUCUCACUAUGCAAUGUGAAAAUAAUAAUGGACAGCAACAGGAAGAGGAGAGAAAAUUUCGACUAAAAUAUAUAUUACAUAACAUUGUCCCCAUUCGUGAGUUCGUAUAUAUUUAACUAUAAAAAACGUACGUACAUUUCAUGAGUAGAAAAAAGAAGGCAAAGUUAUGCUGAAAAUUCGUUCGGUAACCGCAACCGAUCAGUUCUGGUGAGUUUCAAAUUUUUUUUCUCGUUCGAAAAGUGACGACCAAUGUACGGGGUGUUUACUAGUCUCUGAACAAUCGUUCGAAAAACGGCUUCAAGGUGAAGCGAAACGCGUCGGUAAGGCAUCACCGCAACUACCAGGCGGAACCUGCGGUUGAAACGGAGAUGGCGGACAACGUUCUCCAGAGGAAAGGCCGUUCGGCUUCGAUAUGCGCCCCCGGUUUUUCAAGCAUGGAACAAAUGCUGGGGGCGAUUCCUCCCUCGGGUGUUUUAAAGGACGGUAACGGUGGGGGUGGAAACGUGGGUGCAACCAGUGGGAAUGGAUGCGGUACCGGAACCCCGGAAAAUAGUACGCCGACUAGAAAACGAAGACCUGCUACGAGGUCCCAAAGUGCGAGGGUCUCAGGGGCGAACAAAAGCAUCAGAAGAAGAGCCGCUGCUCAAGCAGCCGCUGCUCAACAUCAUCAGGAAGCGAGCGUGAAAUCGGCUCAUUGUAACAGUGAGCCGCGAUUAUCCGAGAAUGAAGUUAGUCCCGGUCUCAGACGUCGCGGAAGUCGACGUGGACAGAGUAUGCAUCACACUCAUCAUAGAAAAAGCGCCGCAUUUCUCGACGUCCCGGACUCAUCUAAUCAACAACCGCAACGAGAAGAAGGAGAAGACGAGGACAGCUACAGACUCCGCAGUUUCAGCCUCACUAGCAAGGGUGUCGUCAACAGGGGUGAUUCGUUCAGAAGGAGACGCUCCAGAUCGAAUUCCCUGGUUCCCGCGGAACAGGAGGCAGAAGAGACGAAAACUUUACCACCAACGGAAAUAGUCUCGUACACGGUAGCGAUGCUCGGCGCAAGGGGCGUAGGAAAAACCGCCCUGAUCAGCCAAUUCAUGACGAGUGAAUGUAUCAACGCCUACGAUCGUCAAAGAGACGUACCCAGUGAACAGUCGGUCUUCAUAAUGUUGAACGGAGAAGAAAGUGAGCUGAGAUUUUUGAACAUCACAAAUCCAAAGGCCGAGUUGGACAAGAUAUCCCAACCAGGUGCCUUCGUUGUGAUGUAUUCGGUGACCGAUAAAGCAUCCUUCCAACGAGCCGAAGAACACCUUGCCCACUUACACGAUCAGGAUCUCCUCAGAGGAAGGCCGGCCAUAUUGGUCGGUAAUAAAAUUGACUUGGCUCGUUCAAGGGCAGUUUCUUCCCAAGAUGGGAAAUGUAUGGCGUGUACCUACCGUGCAAAAUUCAUCGAGAUAUCUGUGGGUAUAAACCACAACGUGGACGAACUUUUGGUUGGUAUUUUAAAUCAAAUACGUUUAAAAUGGGUUCAUGCGCAUUCGGAAAAUCGUGGUGGCGGAGGAGGCGGCGGGGGUGGCGGGGGUGGUGAGGGUGCUGGUCACUGGUACAAGUCGAGAGGAGUGGUCAGAGCUAGUAUGAAAGCACGUCAAAUGUUCACAUGGCUUUUUGGAAAAGAAGAUAGCAAAUUUAAAAACUGCGAGAAUCUCCACGUUUUGUAAGUUGAGAGAUAGAAAAUUUGUUAAACUUCCGCUCACCGCUAGAACAAGGUUUUUUAUACGUAAGGAUCUUGUCAUGAAAGAUAAAUUUAUAAGAAGGUGAAACAAUUAAGUACCUAUAGUAGGUUAAUUAUAUAAUUCUAACUCGUUAUACGAUGACGAGGCGCUCUAUACGGCAACGGUGCUUCCCAAGUAUUCCGGGACUCACAAUAUGUGUGAAGUUACUUCCUGGAAUGUAAUUAAAUAUACAAAAAACCAAAAAAAAAACCAAAAAAAAAUCAUAAAAAUUAAUGAAAGAAAGAGAAAAGAAUGAAGAAAGGAAAGAGAAGAGAAGAGAAUGAAGAAAAUGUGGAUGUCAAAAUGUUAAUAUAAACCAUAUCCAAUUGCUUAUCAUAAUAUUUAUCAAUCUUAUCUCUUCAAAGUCUGAAAUUAUUGGGGGUUGAAGAGUACAAGUGAGUUGAAUUUAAUUUGCAAUUGAAUACAAUUAAUUCAGAGACCGUCUCGAAGAGGAUAUUCGAGAAUAUAUAAUACCUAUAACCGGAUGUGCGCAAGUACUGCAAGAAGUUGGCUUUCUUAAAAAUUAGAUCUUGUCGCGUUCGUUCCUAUAUUAAUUACUUGAUAAUUAAAUUGUUUCGUUGAUACCUCGCGCGUUUUCAAAAUUAUCUUAAUAUUCAGCCAAUUCAAAAUGCAGCGUCUUCUCACGCAGCUCUGAAAACGGUGUAAAGAUAAUAAUAAUAAUAAUGAUAAUGAUAAUGAUAAUGAUAGUAACAUUAACAACAACAAUAAUAAUAAUUUGAAGGUUAUAAGUAUUAACAAACACAUUUGGAAGCGAAUAAAAAAAAUUACCCAAUUAAUUUAAUACAAAAUACGUACAAUUACAUUAUAUUGUAAAAUUUGUGCCAUAAUUAUAUCAGCAAUUUGUAUAACAUACGCGUUAAAUACAUAUACUACAAGAGAAAACAUAUACAUAUUGAUAUGCGAGUGAUAAAAGUCAAGAGAGAAAAAAAACAAAAAUACAAAAAGUAAAUUUUAACGCUACUAUAUAAUAUACAUAUAUAGCUCAAAGCUAUUUCUAAACCAAAGUAAUAGUUUACUGAAUAAAGAUCGAAUAUCUAAUCAGAAAUCGGACCAUGGCAAGACUAGUGGCCAGAUAGCUUAUUCUUUAAUAAACAGAAAAAAAAUGACAAAAAAGUUUGAGAUAGCAGAUAUACUGUACUAUACAAUACGUAUAUAGGAGACAUUCUACCAAAUAAUAAUGAAUUAUGGCGCUAUAUCGUAUCAAAAGUGUUAUUAAAUAAGUCAUUUAUUGUAUUUCGUGUUUAUACUGUUUGUAUGUUUAGCUAGAAUUGAUCGUGAAAUGUUUACAAAAAUUUUUACACCAUGUAAUUCUAAUUACCACAAAUAUUGUGCAUCCAAAAUAAGUUCAAUUAUAACUAUGGUAAAAAAUUCAGAUUUAAAAAAGAACAAGAUGAAAUAAAAAAAAAGAAACUACAGUCGAAACUGCGCAAUAUUAUAAGCUACACAAUAUACUGAAUUAUUUUAAGGUGUCAAUUUCUUUUUUCUCCUAUGCCUAUUUUUGUGUUCUUCAUUUUUUGUGAAUAUAUGUCGUACGUAUACAGGAAUUGUAGGAAAUUUAUAAGUUCAUAGUUUUUGAAUAGUCGAUUUGUGUGUUGAGUAUUUUUUAGUCUAUAUUAUACAAUCAAUGGUCUUUACCAAGAUAAUAAAAAAGAAAGAAAAAAAAAUUAAUUCACGACCAUAGUUGACUGUUUCUUUAUCGAUGUAAUAUUAUGUAAAAUGCAUAAAACUGGCAAGAAAUUUGUACCAAAUGAGUUGUGACUCUGAUGAAGUGCCUUUGAGUAUUUUUAUAAUUGAGUGGUAUUCAUAUCGUUUCCUAUUUCCCACUUUCCUGCUUGAGAAAUGAGUUGUAUAUCGAAACAACAAAAUGUGAAAAUCAACCAGUUACAGAGUUCCCUGUAUUUAACGUUUGUCAGGUUAUUAAAACAUAGUUAUAUAGCUAUGUGUAUGUAUGUGUAAUGUAUAUUUACAUCACUAAUGAGUGCAUUAAUACAUAUUACUCUGGCAUAAAAGAUUUACCGUUAUUACCAACAGAAAUUGCUCCUCUUUUCAAUUUGCCAGAAAUAAUAAUAGAAAUUUAUGUUCCAUAUAAAUGAUAAUUAAAAUAUCGUGCUGCAGUUACGAAACUUUAGAUGAUACGGUGUAAUUCAAAUAAUUAUCGGGCUGAUCCGAAGAAUCCGACAAUUGUACUACGAUAAUUACGUUACAUACGGAUAGUGUUAGAAUAUAAUUCAAUCCAAUCAACUUUUGAUGACGUAAUGCUUUUUAAUUUUGCGAUAAAAUGUCUACACUAAUAUUUGAUCGUAUCGAAUUUAUGUAUGGGUGAAAACCUCAUCGAUGUUCAUUGUAAUAAUGUCGGCUCGCCAUAAGAUGUGAAAUGACAAUACUGCCAGUUCUUUCAACAACAA